AUGUUUUUAAGUCCCGUAUAUAGCAUGCAUAUUUCUAGUUCGGUUGAAGAGCUAAGUAGGCUAAGUUUCUUUAAAAUCACUGACGACCAAAGCGCAGAUGGUGAUGAGGACGAAGAUGAGAUGCCUGUAAGACAAGCUCCUAGUCGGGCAAGGGUAAUCGUAAAUCCUAAUGUCGAUGACAUUUUCGACUUACCGAUGCCAGUACCUUUGACAGAGCAGCAUUAUUCGCCUAAAGAAGUCUCUCUAGAAACUAUUGUCCUUGCAACCUUCGAAAUUAGAUCUCCUUGCCUCAAUGAGGUCAUUGAAAGCACUGCAUCCUCUCCAGCAUUUAAGUCUAAUAUGAAAUAUGACGUGCGAAUAUCGGCGGAAAAAGAUAACAGAACAGAGGAUUCUUCUAUUUCAGAGAUUGCAGGUCCUUUGGACGAGGCUUAUCAACCCGGUACCCCUAUUUCCGAAGCGAUGCCGGUUAAUACUACCACUCCUGACAGUGAAAUAGAAUUCCAAAAUAUGGAGGCGUUUCGGCGACAUCUUAAAGCACGUAUUAAGGCAGCGAAACGUGGAGAACAGGCUAGAAGAAAUUGUCAAAUAAGUCAACCGGUGAGAAAUCAUACAUUCAAAGGAAUACAUAAUCGUAUAUUGAAAAGUGACAGUUCUAGGAUUUUAAGGCCAAUGCUGUCGCAUACUGGCAAGUCCACAAGCUUGCAGUCUACCAAGAGAAAGAAUGUGACUGAAACCGACGGAAUCUCGAAAGAUUCGUCACUUACUUGCUGCGUUGGAAGAAAGCCACCGCAAGAAAUUUCACAAAAUGUAAAGAAAAAAUACAAGGAAAAUUGCCAUGUAUACAAAUCAGAAGAUAUCGGAACUGGUUUGUCCACAUCAUUUUGCUGCCCUUAUUCUGGCCGAAAAUCCUGGCUCGGCAACAGUGAAAGUUCUUCUUACAAUGGGGCGCAGAAGGCGGAUCUAGAUUGUCUUCCUCACAAUUCAGUUGUUCAAAAGACUGUACAGAACUCAAGGGAUGCACGUGAUUCAUUUAAGUUAGCUGGUGCUGAUACAAAUAAGGGCUCUUCUACAAUUUCUGGCAAUUCAAAUAGUAGCAAGGAGAGAUCAGCUGCCAAAAGGGAGCGAAAGGCCACAAAAACUUUGGCCAUUGUACUAGGUAGGUUAAAACUUAUAGCUCCUAUUCUGACGACUUUGAAUCUAUACUCUGUAUAG
Messenger RNA from Protopolystoma xenopodis, 1212 nucleotides. The record is from the annotation of a GenBank genome assembly. NCBI's taxonomy places the organism in Eukaryota, Metazoa, Platyhelminthes, Monogenea, Polystomatidea, Polystomatidae.